Nematostella vectensis (starlet sea anemone) is the source of this 1176-nucleotide messenger RNA. RefSeq lists its product as uncharacterized. Lineage: Eukaryota; Metazoa; Cnidaria; Anthozoa; Actiniaria; Edwardsiidae. The transcript is spliced from 3 exons. The coding region runs from base 1 to 1176 and encodes 391 amino acids. The record is from RefSeq and is a predicted model, not a curated record.
AUGACAAAUGACACGGCAGAUACAAGUUCGGGCGCAAGUAGCGCGGCGACCAACCCGAACAACAUCACCGUAGUAAACCGACAACCCAAACCAGAAACAAAGAACAACGGCCUGAUAAUCUACGGCGGCCCGCAGAUCGCCGACCUUGAAGACUCACUCCCUGAGCUAACUGAACAGACCGGAGACAAUGCCUACACAAGACUCAUAAGGAAGCUGGAUAAGAACUUUCUCCCAAGGAAGAACAAAGACUACGCCAGAUUCCAGUUCGGAAACCUUAUCCAAGCCGACAAAGAGAGCAUGGCGCAGUAUUACACAAGGAUCCGCGAAGUAGCGCAGAAAUGCGAAUUCACAGAUGAGAACGAGGCGAUUCGAGAUCAUUUAAUCAAGACUAUGAUAAACGCUCAACUACGACUCAAGACCAUAAGAAAGAACUUAACUCUGACACAAAUAAUAGACGAACCAGUGAUAGAUGAAGAAUCAAGCGCGCAAGCGGCAGCCACCGAAAGGAAGCUUAAGGAGGAGUCGGAAUCUCAAAGGAGCGGCGCAAAAACAAAAGACGAAACAACCUCAGAACGGCAAGACCAACGCUGGAAACAUCAAUCAAGGAACUUCGGAAGCCGAAACAAAGGAAAAGGACGCCGACAGAUUCGACACGUGGAGCGAGAAAGCGACACCGAAUCAAGCAAAACAGAGAGCGACGAAGAUAUCAACCGGUUUCUCAAACAUGUGAAUAUCCGCAAGACAAGCACAGUUCCAUCCUCGACGAAAGCAAACAAAUGCAGGAUCUGGAUAAACGGAGUCAAAACAACCGUCGAACCGGACACCGGAGCCGAUGCGAACGUCAUGGACGAACAACAUCUAAAAACACUUCAAAACACCCAACCGGAAGUGCAGCUAAUGAAAACAACGCUGAAACUCAAAACGCUUACAGAGGACCUUCCCGUGAUCGGUGAAAUCAACGUGACCAUAGCCAAUGAGACCCGAAGUACCGUAGCAAGGAUCGCGAUUAUCGGCGGAACCAUCGACUCGCUACCACUACUAGGCAGAGAGACACUCGAAGAACUUGGGAAGGUGAUAUUCGAUGUAACCGGACGCCUGAAGCAACCCAACAAACACAUACACAAGGUACAGACCGGAAACGAGCAGCUGGAUCAAAUAGUCAACAAUCACACAUAG